Molecule: messenger RNA, 4078 nt
Organism: Nilaparvata lugens (brown planthopper)
Lineage: Eukaryota; Metazoa; Arthropoda; Insecta; Hemiptera; Delphacidae
Product: probable 3',5'-cyclic phosphodiesterase pde-5
Exons: 11
Coding region: 46-2034 (662 amino acids)
Biological process (GO): negative regulation of receptor guanylyl cyclase signaling pathway; signal transduction
Molecular function (GO): 3',5'-cGMP-stimulated cyclic-nucleotide phosphodiesterase activity; protein binding
Source: RefSeq, a predicted model, not a curated record
UAAUGCAAUUUUUUGUAGUUUUGCGUGCACGCCGACAAGCGUCAAAUGCUGCAGGACCUGACAGUUGCGCUUCAGCAGCAACCGAGCGUCGCGCAUGUCUUGUGGGAGCUGUCCGGGUGCAUAGCGAGUGCUUGCAAUGCCGACGGUCAUCGACUCUAUCUGCCAGAUGGCCCUGAUGGAUCACGCUUGAGGCCCUAUUUUGGACAAAUCAAUGAUGGGGAUUGUGAAAGCCUGGACAAAACCGAGCAAGCACCAAACUUGGUUGGCAAGAUGAAGCAGCCUAUGAGAAUGUCCAGAGGAGAUGCUAAUUUUCCACAUAAAACAAGCGGCGAGGUGUGCCAUGUCCUUCUAGAGCCGGUGACACAGCCCGACGGGGAGCUCAUAGCCGUGCUGGAGUUAUGGCGAGGUGCGGGUGGAGGUCAGUUCUAUGAGGAGGAUGAGGAGAUAGCAAACUCCUACCUGGUGUGGGGAGGGAUAGCGCUGCACUAUGCCAGGCUAUAUGUGUCCAUUGAGAAGCAGCGCAAGCUCAGCGACUUCCUUCUAGCUGUUGUCAAGUCUAUAUUCCAGGACAUGGUGAGCAUGGACAGUCUUGUGACGAAGAUCAUGAACUUCGCACAGCGGCUGGUCGACGCCGACCGGGCGUCGCUGUUCCUGUUGGACGGCAAGAACCGCGAGCUGUACGCGCGCAUUUUUGACGUCAGAGGUCAUGAGUCGGAGUGCGACGACAGUGAUACCAGUGGAGCCAACUCAACCACCACCGCCACCACUAAACAACAGGCCGCUGUCAACGAGAUCAGAUUCAGCGUGGCGAAAGGCAUAGCAGGCCAGGUGGCUAGGACGGGCGAAGUGCUGAACAUAGUGGAUGCCUACUCGGACCCGCGCUUCAACCGCACAGUCGACCAAUUGACCGGAUACAAGACGACCAACAUCCUCUGCAUGCCCAUAUUCAACCGGGGCACUGUUAUCGGAGUCGUUCAGAUGGUCAACAAGCAUUCUGGUGCUUUCAAUAAGGAAGACGAGGAGGCAUUUCAGACAUUCGCAGUCUAUUGUGGGCUGGCCCUGCACCAUGCUAAACUCUACGAUAAGAUUAGAAGGUCGGAGCAGAAGUACAGGGUGGCAAUGGAGAUAUUGGGCUACCACAACACAUGCAAUGAGUCUGAGUUCAAAAAGUUCAAAGACAAACAGCUACCCGAUCAUAUACCUGGCAUCGAUGAGUACCACUUCAGUGUGUUCAAGUCGGAUGACGAUGACAAAGCGUUGAAUGCGAUCUACAUGUUCAAAGACCUGUUUGGCUUGAGUCGGUUUAACGAGGACAGCCUGAUACGAUUCACACUGACAGUGCGCAAGAACUACCGCCGGGUGCCCUACCACAACUGGACUCACGGCUUCUCGGUGGCCAACUCCAUGUAUGCCAUCAUCAAGCACACCAAAGGCCUGUUUAAUGCUAAUGAGGUAAGUAGAUCAAUACGGAAUGUUGAUUGGUUUGGAAUGUUGAUUGCUUUGGUUUGUGUUGAAGAGCAGCAAGGACACAACAUCUUUGGCGGCCUGUCGAGUGCCGAGUACAAGCAGGUAUUGGGCUGCCUCAAGCACUGCAUCUUGGCCACAGAUCUGGCUCGCUUCUUCUCCUUCAAGGCACGCUUGCAACGGCUGGUUGACGACGGACAUUUCUCGUGGGUCAACUCGGAGCACAGGUCACUAAUACAAGCGAUAGCAAUGACUGCCAGUGAUCUCUCAGCGUCUGCAAAGCCGUGGACUGAUCAAGUGAAGACAGCCCAAGUCAUUUUCCAGGAGUUCUAUGAACAGGGAGAUGCAGAAAGAGAAGCCGGUAUUACGCCUAUGCCAAUGAUGGACCGAACCAAACCUGAGUUGCAAGCUAGUUCACAGGUUGGAUUCCUGACCAGUAUCUGUAUACCUUGCUACAGUCUGUUGCACAAACUUGUGCCAGAAACGAAGCCUCUGCUGGACCAAUGUAGCGCCAACCUCGAGCAAUGGGAACAAAUAGAAACGCAGAAAAAAGGUGGCGUAGUCACUUAAUAGCCUCAUCGAACUCAUUUAAAGGUUUCAACUGUCGAAAACCACCGAUCAACAACAAAUAUUUUCUAUCUACUAUGUUCGAAGAAUUUUUCGUUGUUGUAAUUGAUUUUCGAUUCAGAAGAAUUGAUACUACGGCGGAAACUUCAACCCAAGAAUGGUAGAUAACGUUUUUAUCUACUUACUUCUCGAUGUUGUAAUAGGUAAAGUGAGAUUCACUCCUAUCCUGUAAGCAUUCCCUAUUUAUGACAUUGAUGUUUCCCAUUCAACCAAUGUUGGCAGUUUUGAGUGAAUCUCAAAACUGUUAUUAUAACCUAUAAAACUCGUUUAUAAGUAGCCUAUUUUCAUUGUUGAGAAUGGAGGAUGCGGAGAAACCUACAGUGUUCCCUUGAUGUUCAAUAUUUUUGAAAAAGUUCAUGUUACCCAGCUGAGAUGGUUGGUUAUUUUGUAAUUAACUUUCUCUAUAGGUAGGGAUACUCCCAUUUUUACUUGUUACCAUUCUAUUGAAAUUGGAAGUUACCCUCUGUUCUAUGGUAAGUUACACGGUAUAUUAUAGAACGUUUUUUUCAGUUAACCCUGAAGGAUAUAGAAAUACUCUCAUUUUUAAUACUUGUCACCAUUGUAUUGCAAAUUGAAGUUACCCUUAAAUAUGGUACUUUAUUAUAGGAGGUUCUUUUCUGUUGAUCCUGGAGGAAAGAAAUAAUCUCAUUUCUUUUUCAAUAGCAUACUUGUUUCCUUUGUUGAAAUUAGAAGUUACUCUGUCCAUUGAUUACUUUACAUUAUUAUAUAGGUUGAUAAUUGAAUUUUGAGAAAAAAUAUGAAAUUGCAAUUAGUCACCCAGAAGUCUCCAGGGUAGCCUAUUCGACAGUAGGCUAUAUUAAUUAGGAUCGUACGAUAGAAUGAAUUUUCUUGGUAACCUUUCUUGCUGAUGAGAAAUAACUAUAUUAAAGUAUAUGCUAUCAUAAUCCUGUUCAUGAGAAAAUGUAAAAUCUGCUAUUUUUCAACUACAAGGAUUUGACUUUUUAAAUUUUAUCAGUCAAGAGAGUUUAUUUUCAACAAGAAAUUGUCAAAAAUCUACUCAUUUGAAAAUACCGUACAGGUUUUUAUUGUUAAUAAUGUUCCGAAUAAUUUUAUGAAUUCAAUCAAAUUAUGUUACCGUACAUAGUAAUUAUUUCCAUAGAUUAAAUCGAAUUAUACUACCGUACAUAGUAAUUCACAUGUUACCUUACAGUGUAGUAAUCUUCAACUUCCACAGUAAAGGAUUAGACUUUGGCCUGUUUCAGUUAUUUUGAAUAGCCUACAUUUAGUUAUAGAUGAGUUGCAGUAUUCAAUUUGCAUAACUUUAUUUACCUCAUUGAACAAUUUAUUGUUAAAUGUCUUUCAGUAUUAAACUUUUGUGAUGGAAAAUUAUGAUUUUCCUCAAUAAAUUAUUAAUGGAAUCUCUUACACAUGUUGAUGUUGUAUAUGGUGCCUUCUUAGUACUAUUGUAUGUAGGCCUAGAUCUGAAUCGUUGUGAAAUGUAUUUAGUAGAGAACCUUUGAGUGUAUGUAUAUUAUGACUGUAAAUAGUAUUUAUUCACCUCAACCACCCAGUCCGUUUCAAAUAAUAUUGAGGUCUUAUCACCAAAGUUAUCUCUCCUAUUCAUCCCAGUCAAUUUGGUUUCUUAUGUUUCAUUAUUUGCAUUCUAAUAUUGUUUUGCAGUCAUCACACAAUGAAAUUGAACCAGAAGACUAAUGUUUUUUGGUGAAUUAAUUAUCAUGAUGAAAAUGAGUGGAAAAUAAAUCAAGAAGAGAAGUAGAGUCACGUGUGAUGUGAGCUGGAAUCAGUGAGUUCAUUUACGUCUAUUUUUCGUUUUCACUUGAGUCGUAGUAGUUGAACUGUUUUACUAAUAUUAUAUUAUUUUUUACAUUUAUUUUGAUGUAUUAUCAGCUUUCAGUUCGAUAUCGUGAAGUAAGUUGGGCUUUAGGAUAAAAUGUAAUGGUUUGAAGUGUUGAACAUUGAACAUUAGUAUGAUUUGACAUUACAUCUAUUAUUGACCGAGCGAAGU